GGCGCCGUGGCUCCGUUCGGCGGCUAUCCCGCGGGCACCACGGCGACCGACAUGCGCUGCAGCCGGUGCGGCGGCGGGGACCGCUGCGGCACGGCCGGCUGCGGCCGCGGCGCCGUGGCUCCGUUCGGCGGCUAUCCCGCGGGCACCACGGCGACCGACAUGCGCUGCAUCGGGUGCGGCGGCGGGGACCGCUGCGGCACGGUCGGCUGCGGCCGCGGCGCCAAGGCUCCGUUCGGCGGCUAUCCCGCGGGCACCAUGGCGACCGACAUGCGCUGCUUCAGCUGCUCGUGCCCCGGAUGCUCGAGCGACGUGCCCCUGGCGCUGCAGCGGCGCUGCGCGACGCACGCCGCCUCGGAGGCCCUGGACGCCCUUGUGCGCCAGGUGCCGAUCCGCGCCGAGCAGAACGCCGCAUCGCUCGAUGCCCUCGCGGCUGACGACACGGUGCUCCAAGCCGUCCGCUUCCGCCUGCAGUUUGAGAAGGAGACAGUGUGCGUGUGGACGUUCGAGCAGCUGGAGGACCACCUUCGCUCCAACGUGCGCGCCGCCCUCAAGGAGGCUUCGGCGGACAUCAGCAACCGGUUCGAGUGCACCGACGAGCUGCUGAGCCGUGUCGAGAGCUACCACGUCGAGGUCCUCCGCGUGCAGGUCCGGGCGGCGCUGUGCUCGAUCGCGGUCGCCGCAGGCAGCGACUCGGAGCGGCGCGUCUCGUUCGCCCAAACCGUCGAGGCCUACCCGUGGCUGCUGCCGAAGCAGCUUUGCCCGCCGAAUGUGCAGCCCAUCUCUGAUGUGGCGAUCUCGGCUGGCUACGCUGCCUACAGCGGCGCGGCUGGCUCCGGCCGCGUGGUCCGUCAGCCGCACGGCUGGUCGUCGCUCAGCUUCUUCGCCCGGCAUGGCACGCAGCUGCUGAUCCGCGAGCAGCGGCGCGAGCCGGACGGCGACCUGAAGACGCUGCGGAUGGCGCACCUCCCGAGGGCGCUGCUCACGGCAAUGCCUCGCGGGGCGAAGCUGUCGUCGAGCGAGCGGAAGGAGCUCGACAGGGAGCUUCUGUGGUUACUCUCGUGCAGGGGGACGGUGCGCCUCCGUCUGCAGGACCUCAAGCAGCUGCGGCAGCUCGGCCUCACGCGCACUUGUGAUGACGGCACGACCGUCGUGCCCUUGCGACUCGGACCGCGCGCGUCGACGCAGCCAGGGCAAAUGUCGUCCAACCACCCCCCCCAGCAGCGCGCGCACCGGCUCGGCAGCGCCAAGGCCAAUGAGCUCCGCCAGCCUCGCGAGCGGACCUUGAGCAAAAAGACGCGCGCUUUUGGCGUCUUCCCUGACGGCUGCUUCUCCGCCGUGUACGGCAACUGA
Messenger RNA from Emiliania huxleyi CCMP1516, 1350 nucleotides. RefSeq lists its product as hypothetical. NCBI's taxonomy places the organism in Eukaryota, Haptophyta, Isochrysidales, Noelaerhabdaceae. The transcript is spliced from 3 exons. The record is from RefSeq and is a predicted model, not a curated record. Bases 52 to 1350 code for a protein of 432 amino acids.